Molecule: messenger RNA, 2259 nt
Organism: Marasmius oreades (fairy-ring Marasmius)
Lineage: Eukaryota; Fungi; Basidiomycota; Agaricomycetes; Agaricales; Marasmiaceae
Exons: 13
Coding region: 574-2127 (517 amino acids)
Biological process (GO): protein phosphorylation; cell surface receptor signaling pathway
Molecular function (GO): ATP binding; protein kinase activity
Source: RefSeq, a predicted model, not a curated record
AAAUCAAUCUUGUUCUCUUCCACCAACGUCGCCUGUAGUGAUAUCUCACCCUCUUCUUUUGAACUACCCAUGGCCAGUGCUCACUUUCAACGGAAACCUUCUCAAGAAUGGCGCGAAACUGAAUAUCAAGGCACUGUUUUUCGGAUAUACUAUCCUACAAUUCCAAAUUGAGCCUGCUCUGGGCAGAGAACGAACAGCAUCCGUGCCGCGCGAACUCGGUUAAAAUACCUUUCGUGACGACGCAAGCGGUUAACAUAUAACGUGUUGCCACCAGGACAGCCAAGUCGAGGGACAUCUACUACUAGAACGACCUGAAGGCAUCUACACCAUAUUGGGAGAUUGCAGGGAUGGUGCUUAUGACGGUGUGGCGAUUGUGAUUGUACGCUUGAGGUGUUGUGGGAUACUAACACUCCCCAUUCAUUUGCAUACUCGGCGCCAGCGCUCUUCCCACGAGAAUCUUCGAAGCCGCUGCAACGUUGAUACAGCAUCGAUCAAACCUUAUAAGAUGUUUGCGACGUUGUCCUCCACUCCUUUUCGCAAUCACCUACCAACGACUCUGAGCAACUGAAUGCAAUGCCGUCGGAUCCAUGGUUGUCUCUUGGCAAGAAUGUAGCCUCGAUUGCCGCAGACUUCGCACCAGUUCCAGGCCUGAGCAUGGGCGUUGAUGCAUUAUGCUCGUUGAUCACUUUGUGUGAAGAGGUUUCUGCAAGUCGGAACGCAACUCGUGAACUCUGUGAUCGAUGUCAUAGCUUGUUACUUGCAGUCGAGAAAUACCAACCUCCUCCUCCAAAUACGUUACAAGCCGCGUUCGAUGACGUUACCAAGUGCAUAACGGAUGUCAAAAAUCGAGUGGCAAAGUGGGCUCGCCUCUCGUGGGCACGCUCGUUGGUCAAGCUGAAGGAAAUUCAAGGCGAUUUAGAGAAGAGUCAGGCGGAAAUAACGGACUGUUUUCUUCGAUUUCAGUUGGCAUCCCAUGCAGACACAAGUCGGUGGCAAGCUGAGUUUGCUGUCGUAGCUCGAUCAGACCACGAAGAGAUCAUCGCUUAUCUCGCCGAUAUUCGUAAUGCUCAGGAUAUAGUGCACGGGAUGAUGAGUGGCUAUGGGGAAGAAAUACUUUCUUACCAUGAGAAGACGAUCAGUGAGCUGAAGGAGCUGAAGGGGAUAAUGGCUUUUAUGCAGGAGAACAUGAGCGGGGUACAAAACUCAUCGGAAAAGCAAUUCGUCGGAUUAUCGCAAAACCUUCAUGACUUGCAAGUCACGGCGAAGACUCUGCUGCCGAAUCCACAUCUCGUUUCUGGAGAAAUUACGGAUAUCGAAGAACGAGCGGUGACUGGUACAACGUCGAUGGAUAUCUUUCGUGGGCGGUACCUACACAAGGAGAGAGUUGCUAUUAAGGUCUUGCGCUCGGUGAGCGUUGAUGAACAUACUACGAGGCGCUUUGGGAGAGAAGUGGAAAUUUGGAAGCUUAUAUUUGAGAUUGACCACGGCAAGUACAUUCUCCCAUUCUAUGGCUUUGGUCAGGGAGGGGAUUUGCGUCCGUACAUGGUCAGUCCGUGGCAAGAGAAUGGAAAUGCGUUGUCGUAUGUCAAAAAGAACGACGCAACGGUCAACUACAAGCAAAUGAUCAUAGACAUUGCGCGAGGACUGAGGGUAUUGCAUGUCCUGAUGACUCCUCCGGUUGUCCAUGGUGAUGUCAGAGCCGAAAACAUCUUUGUCAACUCACAGGGUAAUCCCCUUAUCGGCGAUUUUGGACUAUCCAAGAUGGUGGAGGAUAUGACGAAUACGCCUUUCACGCAGAGUAAUGGCGUAGCUAAUCUCUACAGGUGGUUUGCACCUGAGGUAUAUAUCGGGGAGGGAUCGGUAUCACUUGCUUGCGAUAUCUAUUCGUUUGGGAUGACCGUACUUGAGCUUCUCACUCACCAGCACCCAUACCCCAAAAUAAAGCACCCGCCUGAGGUUGUGUUGAAUGUUGCCAACGGACGGACUCCUCCCAGACCCGGGGAGAGCCGGGUCGUUGAAAGGGGGUUGAAUGAUGAGAUGUGGGGGUUACUAGUUCAGUGUUGGAACCGUACGCCCUCUGCGAGGCCUUCCAUUGAGGAGGUUCUAGAGAAGUUGGAGUCAUUGUGAUUCACUGGGGUUAGGCUACUAGACGUGAAAUCUUCAAAGCUCUACGCGAUGAAUUUAUUUUGGUUUAGUAUAGAUGUAUCCUGUAAUAAUAAUUAAAAGGAAAAAAACCCAUCGAUAUGUGCAAUCUCAAUA